AUGUCGGAGCACGCGGCGCCCGGAGCUCCGGGUCCUGGACCCAACGGCGGUGGCGGUGGCCCGGCCCCUGCGCGCGGGCCUCGCACCCCCAACCUGAACCCCAACCCUCUCAUCAACGUGCGCGACCGGCUCUUCCAUGCGCUCUUCUUCAAGAUGGCCGUGACUUACUCGCGGCUCUUUCCGCCCGCCUUCCGCCGUCUCUUCGAGUUCUUCGUAUUGCUCAAGGCCCUGGUGGUGCUCUCUGUCCUGGCCUACAUCCACGUCGCCUUCUCCCGCUCGCCCAUCAACUGCCUGGAGCACGUGCGCGAGCACUGGCCUCGCGAGGGCGUCCUGCGUGUCGAGGUCCAGCACAACUCCAGCCGCGCGCCCGUCUUCCUGCAGUUCUGUGAUGGCAGCACCCGCGGCAGCUUCCCCGGCCUGGCUGUGGAGCCUGGUGGGGGUGGCCUGGAGCCUGAGGACGAGGAGGAGGAGCUGACCAUGGAGAUGUUUGGGAACAGCUCCGUGCAGUUUGAGCUGGACAUUGAGCCCAAGGUGUUUAAGCCUCUGGGCGGCGUGGACACCCUCAAUGACAGCCAGGAGUUCCCCUUCCCCGAGACGCCCACCAAAGCCUGGCCGCAGGACGAGUACAUCGUGGAGUACUCGCUGGAGUACGGCUUCCUGCGGCUGUCCCAGGCCACUCGGCAGCGCCUCAGCAUCCCCGUCAUGGUGGUCACGCUGGACCCGACGCGGGACCAGUGCUUCGGGGACCGCUUCAGCCGCCUGCUGCUGGACGAGUUCCUGGGCUAUGAUGACAUCCUCAUGUCCAGUGUGAAGGGCCUGGCCGAGAAUGAGGAGAACAAGGGCUUCCUGCGCAAUGUGGUGUCGGGCGAGCACUACCGCUUCGUUAGCAUGUGGAUGGCACGCACCUCCUACCUGGCGGCCUUCGUCAUCAUGGUCAUCUUCACCCUGAGCGUGUCCAUGCUGCUGCGCUACUCCCAUCACCAGAUCUUUGUCUUCAUCGUGGACCUGCUGCAGAUGCUGGAGAUGAACAUGGCCAUCGCCUUCCCUGCGGCGCCCCUCCUGACGGUCAUCCUGGCCCUUGUGGGCAUGGAGGCCAUCAUGUCCGAGUUCUUCAAUGACACCACCACCGCCUUCUACAUCAUUCUCAUCGUGUGGCUAGCCGACCAGUACGAUGCCAUCUGCUGCCACACCAGCACCAGCAAGCGGCACUGGCUGCGGUGA
Orycteropus afer afer is the source of this 1221-nucleotide messenger RNA. It is a transcript of the gene TMEM259, whose product is annotated as transmembrane protein 259. The transcript has 9 exons. Gene Ontology annotation, biological process: positive regulation of ERAD pathway; response to endoplasmic reticulum stress. The record is from RefSeq and is a predicted model, not a curated record. The coding region runs from base 1 to 1221 and encodes 406 amino acids. Lineage: Eukaryota; Metazoa; Chordata; Mammalia; Tubulidentata; Orycteropodidae. Gene Ontology annotation, cellular component: endoplasmic reticulum.